Molecule: messenger RNA, 1779 nt
Organism: Leishmania braziliensis MHOM/BR/75/M2904
Lineage: Eukaryota; Euglenozoa; Kinetoplastea; Trypanosomatida; Trypanosomatidae
Exons: 1
Coding region: 1-1779 (592 amino acids)
Cellular component (GO): cytoplasm
Molecular function (GO): 3'-5'-RNA exonuclease activity; RNA binding
Source: RefSeq, a predicted model, not a curated record
AUGCAGGUGCGUCGCGACAACUUCCCGGCGGUCUUCCCACACUUCCAGAAGCUUCUGCACACAUGCGAUUUCUACGCAGUAGAUGAAGAGAUGACGGGCAUUGGGGUGCCGGAGGUAACAGAGACAAUUACCUUUGCGCCGUCGGAGACGUACCACUCGAAGCGGCUUGCAGCGAGCCGAUAUUCGAUCAUCCAGGUCGGCGUGUGUCUCUUCCGUCGCAUCCCCGUGUCGUCCAGUGCUGCUGCUGCCGGUGUCGGCGCGCCGGCGCCGCAGCGCUACGUGGCGUACCCGUUUAACUUUCUACUCUUCCCGCAGUUUGCGGACGACUACACGGCCGAGGAGCGUGCCGGCGACGUUGUGGUGAGUCCGUCGGCGCUGGCCUUUCUGCGGCGCCACGGCAUGGACUUUCAAAGGUGGGUGUACGACGGCAUGGCCUUCUGCGACGCCUCGCGCGAGGCGGCCCUGCGCGCGCGACUCGCGGCGACGGUGUCACAGCCGGAGACGGCUGCGGAGUCGCUCUUCACGGAUGCGGAGAGGUUGUGGUUGGAGGAGGCGAGGCAAACGGCACAGGCGCUGGUGGGGCGCGUCGAGGCGGCGUGGGCAGAGGCGCGGCAACAGAAGGUAGGCAGUGUGUCGUUCCUAGCGUCGGUUGCGGUGGAGGGUGGAAAGGAGGCGGUGCUGCCGGUGCAAGCAAGUCGCGCAGCGCGUGAGCAGCUAGAGCUGGAGCUGGCGCGUGAAUAUCCGCAGCUGUCGGUGCGCUCGCGGCGGGCGGGUCCGAGUGGGUAUGUGGUAACAUUGGCGGUGCUGUCGCCGGAGGAGGUGUCGAAGCAUGCGUGGAGGGCAGCGCAGAAGGAGCGGCGGCAGCUGCUUGACACAGUCGGCUUCCGACUUGUCUUCACGGAGCUGGUGAAGAGCCGCAAGCCUUGCGUCGGCCACAACUGCUUCGCUGACUGGCUUUUCCUCAUGUCCGCGAUGGACGGCGCGCUGCCGGAGCAGCUGCCGCAGUGGAAGGCGCGUGCGCGGGAGCUGUUUCCGUGCAUGUGGGACACUCGCUACCUGGCGUCGCGCCACGAUCUGUUUCCGCGCAGUCGGUUUGACAAUAUCAGCCUUGGCGGCCUGCACGAGGCAUACAUGGGCGCGUCGCCGCACUGCACCGUUGAGCUGCCGCUGGGCUUUGAGGGGUACGACCCAGUGACGCUGCUGGGGCGUGGCGGUAGCAAUGCAGCGCACGAGGCUGGGUACGAUGCGCUCAUGACGGGUACAGUGCUGCUCAACCUGCUGGGCGAGGCGGGAUACACGCUGGAGACUGCGCCAGCGGAGCUGAGCCACAAGCUGGCGCUCUUUCGCUCCCUCUAUGCCGUGGACCUGCGCAGCGAUACGGCGGACGAGUACACGCCGACAGCGGCGGGGGUCCUGGACCUGGAGCACGCGGCGACGGUGAAGCUGCACCACAUCGAGUCGUGCCUAGCGGUGCAGGACGUGACUGAGGUGUCACUCUACAGCGUGACGGACGGGCGGACGCUUGGUGUCCUGCCGGCUGAUGCGCCGUCGGCCGAGGUGCUGGCGCGGCGGCUGAACGAGAAUUGCUCGCGCCUGCUGCGCGCCGCACCGUACGUGCCGCCACAUCUUUGCCCCCAAUCGCCGGGCACAGCUGGGAGGACGGCGGCCACUGUGGUGUCCACAUUUCCGAUGCCUGCGCCGGAAGGGCUUCUGCUUGGUGGCGGGGGUGGGGCGAUGCGGCGCACGAUGCAGCGGCUGAUGCGGUGCCGCCGCUGGUAA